AUGGGCAGGGUUAAAACGGCAGGUCUAAAACCGUUUAAAUGUGAGAAGUGCGGUCCUUCGUUUGACUUUGAUGGCACACCCGAGAAUGAGGUUGAUAUUCCAAGGAAGGAUAACUCGACAUUCUACAUCUUGACGGCUCUUCCAGGCAAGGGCCAAGGACUCAUCGUAGUACAAGAUAUCCCAAAAGGCACGCGGAUUAUCUCUGAAAAGCCACUGGCUUUCCUUUCACUCUAUAACGUUGCGCCAAGUGGUUCUUACCCGUUGAGUGGUAACGUUAAGACUAACGCCCUUCCAUUAGGAACCACUGCGUUAGAAGGUGGACUGUUUCUUGUGGCAUCAAGGAUUAAUGACGCAUGUGUCUCAAGUUGUCAACACACAUGGAAUAACAACACUGGAACAUUCGAAAAUCGGCGUCGUCACCUCAAGAAAUCAUUCCCUUUCGAUUAUACUUGCAAGCUUUGCAGUUUGCUAGAAGCUGCACGACCAGUUAUUGACAAUCGCCAAAGCGAGAUCACGCGACUCGAUGAGCUCCUCGGCGAUGGAUCUCGUCUCCUUUCCAAUCCAGCCAAAUGCCUUGAGGAUGUCCACACCCUGCUAAAACUACUGGAGGCCGAAAAUAUCACCGACGCGCGAGUACCUAGGGCGUACUACGACGCGCUCCAAAUCGCCAUCGCAUUGUGUUGUGAGGGGGAUAAUAGCCCGCUGACCAUCCGUAUGAAAUCUCUAGUCGCAAGGCCGGCAGAGCAUCGUUUGUUUGGGACGUCGAGUAGAUGGAGACUGUUUGAAAAGAUGAUUCCAAAGAGGUUGGAAGGCGAGGAGUUUGAGGCUUGGCUUUGGAGACGAAAUAGAUAG
Molecule: messenger RNA, 852 nt
Organism: Truncatella angustata
Lineage: Eukaryota; Fungi; Ascomycota; Sordariomycetes; Amphisphaeriales; Sporocadaceae
Exons: 5
Coding region: 1-852 (283 amino acids)
Source: RefSeq, a predicted model, not a curated record